This is a messenger RNA of Belonocnema kinseyi, 480 nucleotides long. RefSeq names its product tigger transposable element-derived protein 4-like. Lineage: Eukaryota; Metazoa; Arthropoda; Insecta; Hymenoptera; Cynipidae. The transcript has a single exon. Bases 1 to 480 code for a protein of 159 amino acids. The record is from RefSeq and is a predicted model, not a curated record. Gene Ontology annotation, molecular function: nucleic acid binding.
AUGGAUCAAGAAAUCAUUAAGAACCUUAAAGUGAAUUACCGGCGGAGAAUUAUAAAAAGAUUGCUCAAGGCUUCGGAUGAGAAAAUAGGGUUGACUGAUUUGAAUUUAUUGGAUGCUAUUUUCGACUUGAACAAAGGUUGGGCUGAUGUGACUAGUGAUACAAAUGCGAAUUGCUUUCGGAAGGCUGGCUUUGUGAAAACUGACGUGGAAAAUCUUGCAACACAAGAACAAGACGAAACUUUAUCCGAUGGUACUUCUGAAGAGUGGUAUGAUCUACAAAGAAUGUUGGGCUUCACAGAAGUAACUUUUGAAGAUUUCAUUGAUAUAGACACUGAUGUCAUUAUUGCUAGUAAAACUACAGAUAGUAAGAUAUUGGAUAGUAUAAAGGCACAAGAACCUUCAAAAUCUGAUGACGAGAAUGAUGCCCAGGAUCAGGAUGUGGCACCGCCAGAAAAUGGAGAGAUGCUGAACUUGGUUUAG